Molecule: messenger RNA, 596 nt
Organism: Porites lobata
Lineage: Eukaryota; Metazoa; Cnidaria; Anthozoa; Scleractinia; Poritidae
Source: the annotation of a GenBank genome assembly
AUGGACAAGCUUUUGCAAAUGGAAAAAGAAUUCGGAUUGGAGGGAGGAAAACUGUUUGAGUUUGUAGAAAAACAACAAAAGUUAGAAGAAGAAAAAGAAGAAAAGCGUAGACGGUCAGAAGAGGAAAAAGAGGAAAAACGUCGAAAACUUGAGGAAGAAAGAAGGAGGGAAGAGGAAGAGAAAGAAGAGAAACGUAGACAGUUAGAAGAAGAAAAAGAUGAAAAGCCUAGGCAGUUAGAAGAAGAAAAGGAAGAGAGACGUCGAAUACUUGAGGAAGACAGAAGAAAGGAAGACGAAGAGAAAGAGGAAAGACGUUGAAGAGAAGACGAAGAAAUAGAAGCUAGGGGCAAGAACGUGAACUGAGAAAAUUAGAGCUGGGAGCAGACCUGUUGAAGCAGAAAGAGGGUAUUGAAGCUGCUAAGAGAGAGCAUGAACUAGAGCUCGCUCGUCUAGGACAAGGUCGUAACUUCGUCGAACGCGCUGAAUUGAGAGAGGAUAGGGCUAAUGCACCUAAGCUUCCCUCAUUCGUUGAUGGCAAGGACGACUUGGAUGCUUACCUACAACGAUUUGAGAGAUUCGCAGCUACAGCUAAAUAG